Messenger RNA from Knipowitschia caucasica, 1299 nucleotides. Lineage: Eukaryota; Metazoa; Chordata; Actinopteri; Gobiiformes; Gobiidae. The record is from the annotation of a GenBank genome assembly.
AUGGAUUUGAGACCGGAGCUCCCCACAGUAUCUUCUGCCUCUCAGGUGCACCCCGGGGCUACAUCCAUCCCCGUGUCCAUGGCCAGUACCCUGCUGCGCGGGCCGCCGCUUCUUCUUCGUGCAGCAGACAAGUAUCCGCGCACUCCAAAGUGUGCACGCUGCCGGAACCACGGCGUGGUGUCCGCACUGAAAGGCCACAAGCGCUACUGCCGCUGGAAAGACUGCAUGUGCGCAAAGUGCACACUGAUCGCGGAGCGGCAGCGCGUCAUGGCGGCACAGGUGGCUCUGAGGCGACAGCAGGCGCAGGAGGAGAACGAGGCCCGAGAGCUGCAGCUGCUUUACGGCACUGCGGAAGGACUGGCGCUGGCCGCGGCAAAUGGCAUCAUCCCCCCGCGACCCAACUACGAAGUGUUCAACUCUGUGAACAAUGACAGCAGCUCAGAAUCAAGUUUACAGAAGUAUGAACUUUUCUCAAAGAGCCAGCUGUCUGCUCCCUCCACUCCGCCUCAGAGCGGGGGCAAAGGCGCAUGCCCUGACGGUGACCCGGCGCCCGGUAUGUCGUCCCCGGACGGGCGCCACGCGGGCUCGGGCUCAGAGAACGGGGACAGUGAGUCCCUCAUCAGUUCCCCUGUGUCCAAGGCGGUGAAAGACAGCGAGGACACAGCGGGAUCCAUCAGCUCCCUGGGCUCAGAUUCUGGCUCCGACACGGACAAGGACGAGCACGAGCCGUCUGCGUCUGCAGCCUCACGCCACAUGAACGCUAUUGACAUCUUGACGCGCGUCUUUCCCAGCCAUAAGCGCAGCGUGCUGGAGCUGGUGCUGCAGGGUUGUGGCCGGGACGUUGUGCAAGCAAUCGAGCAGAUCCUGAACAACAAGACGGGCUCCGAGGAGCCGUGGGCCGCGGAUAAGGCGCUCCAGAACGCGCAGCCUUCUCCUGCCUCUGCUGUCUCAAGUGCGCUGACCAGACCUAUGCUGCCUGGGGCCAUGACCCUCAGUACCCGCUCGGCCUUUUCUCCACUUCAUCCCAACGGGCCGCACUUCGGUGCUGAGCCGGGCACGUACCCUCUGGGUUCACCCUUGGGACUUAACCCGCUGCGCCUCGCGUACUCCGCGCACAGCCGCGGGCUCGCCUUCAUGACCCCCUAUUCCACCACGGGUCUGGUGCCCACUCUGGGCUUCAGACCCCCAAUGGACUAUGCAUUCAGUGACCUGAUCAGAGACAGGACAGUGUUACACAAGGAGCAGGGCUACAGCGGCCUGUACGGGCCUCUGGUCAACAACACUCCGGACAAACAGUGA